AGUUAAUUGUCAAUUUUACAAAAAUACAUACGAAAAAAGAGACUAAUUACUUUUAAUGGUUUAAUUCGUCGAAGAAAUGCUGUUUCUGGCAUCGCGGGCGUACCAGUUCGGAGGUGUCUUUAGGCUGAAAAUCGAUGGUCAGUGUACGGUGUGAAAAGUGCGAAAAUUCCUCGACGAAAAGCAACCGCCCUGCAUUUGCAUUGCGCUUGCAGUACGCGCUAAUGUUGUAAUGAAAAAACGGCAACGCUCACCCCCCGAGGAACAACAUUACCACGGGCCAGAAGCCAGAAGCAGCAACAACAGCAUUUGAACAUUCACUAGCUUGUACCAUCGCGGACGGAAACUGUUUGUGAGCUGCGCUCUGGUCCUCACCAUUUUGUUUCAUAUCACAACAGCAGGCGGACAUUGUAAAAGGGGGGACUCCCUGUUGUGCCCACGGGCGCAAAUCGCAAGGUGGUGCGCGGGUACGGCCCACUGACGGCCCAGUGUUUAUUUAUCAGCAACAUAAGAAACAAACGUAGGCGAAGGUAAUAACAACAAAUCAACAUUGGACCGUGCGCCACCCAGCACAAUGUCGUCGACGGGACUGGUGGAAAAGUCGUUCGUCAACUGCGAUGAGCUGUUCUACCUGAAGUGGAACAACUUCCAGAAGAACGUCAGCACCCAGUUUGAAAAGUUGCGUGAAGAUGACGAUCUGGUAGACAUCACGUUUGCCUGCGAGGGCCGAAUGCUUACGGCGCACAAGCUGGUGCUGUUUGCAUGCAGCCCGUACUUUAAGGAGCUGCUAAAGAAAAAUCCUUCCCCGCAUCCGGUGUUUUUCAUGAACGAUGUUAAGUACGACGUACUGAAAGCCAUUCUGCAGUACAUGUACCUCGGCGAGGUGCACAUCACCAACGAGAAUCUAAAGGAGUUUAUCAAAACCGCCGAAGGACUACAGAUCCGUGGACUGAGCAAAGAAAACAAUGGUGAAGUGAUCAUACCGACCCAUCAGGAUGUGCUCCGUCGCGACGAGAAAAAUGACCAGAUGCUGGACGAGUUCUGUCGAAAACGGGCCGGCAUUGAGGAACUGCAAUCAUCCUCCGUACUGAACAUAAAACGCGUCAAAACGACGGCAGACGGAACGAUGGCGUCCGGUGGCGGUCAGGACGGGAAUGUGGACGUAGAGCCGAAAGUGGAAAUGGUGGAAUAUUUGGACAGUGAGGCAGGCACGCACCAGUCGCCAACGUACUGCAGUAUGGAAACGUAUGCCGAUAAAAACAAUCCUCGCACCACCAUGAGCCAUCUCGGAGCGAUCAAUAACGUAGCCGGAUUCACCCAAACUGGUGCCGCGUCCGUUUCCGGAGCGGGCACUAAUCAACCCGGUGGCUCCGGCGGCCACAGCCAUAAUGUGCACGAGUACAAAUCGGAGGACGACAGCAGUUGGAUGGAGAAAUCGCUCGACAACAUCUCCGUCAACUCGGAGCAAAGCAUGAAGUACAACAGUGGCGGCGGUGGCGGCAGUGGUGGUGGUGGCAGCGGGGGCAGCAGCGGCAACGGUGACAAAAACAAGGGACGCAGCAGUCGAAACAGCAACCGUUCGACCGAUGACAAAGCGAACUGUCUCACGCCACGCUGCUGUCCCGUUUGCUCGCGGCUCUACUCGAACGUGUCCAACCUGCGGCAACACAUGCGAUUGAUACACAAUCCGACGGCCGUCUGCUGCCCCAUCUGCCAGAAGCACUUCAACUCCGAGCUCUACCUAAAGCGGCACUACUCUUCGAUACAUUCGAUCAAUCCUAACAGCACCGGGGACGGUGAGCUGGUCGACACGAAACCUCCAACCUCGCAGCUACAGCAGCAGCAGCAACAACAACAGCAACCACCUCCACAGCAGCAAGCUCCCCAACCGACGCAACAGCAACAGGCCCAACAGCAGCAGCAGCAGCAACAGCAACAGCAGCAACAGCAACAGCAGCAACCUCAACAGCAGCAACCACCCGCCCCAACCGCAAACACGUGGAAUCCCUACCACCAUCACGAUGCCUCACAGUUGGUGAAUCCCUUCAUCAAGUAAUUGUACCGACGUUAACGAUCGGUUGCCACUACACUACUACUACCACCACCACCACACCACUACUACUGUAGGGCUGCAGAGACAAGUUUCUGCCGCGUUUUUACUAGUAUUGGCUGACGGACGGCUGCUACGAGUGUACCUAAUCCGCCGAAUGGUCACUGUCACUCUCCCUUUCAUCACCACCACCCCCACCUCAACCCCCUGCCAAACCAAUCCGAGAAUUGGCAGCAAGGUCGAAACAAACUCUCCUGGACCGAUAUAUUCUAACGGACGUGCAAUAAUAAGAAAAUCUAGCUCUACUGCUACCAACCAUUACAUCCGGCUCGGGAACGUAACGAUUCAUUCACGAUGCAUUGGCCAAAGUAUGUGUAAAAACUGUACGCAACGGAAGGAAAAAGGACGCCAACCGACUAGCAAAGUGGACGGACCCCGAGAGAGUUGCAAAAUUGCACAAAGAAACGGAAGAGAGAGUGAGAGAGAGAGAGAAUGUUUCCUCGUUUUAUUCUGAGGCUGACUUCGUUAUUUCGUUCGUUGAUUUUAAAGUUUUAAACGGUUUUACUUUAAGUUUAUCGCUUCAACGUGACAUGAUUUUAUAUACGUACAAAGAAACAAAAAUGGAAAACUUCUGCACGAAACCUUCCGCUGCUGCUGCUCGUGGUGCAUAGGUUUAAAUGGAAAACCAACUUGUAGCUUAACACACAUCAUUAGCUCAUAUGGGACAAGUUACUAAAACAGAAAACCAGGAAGCCAGUACCACACACCCAAACCCAACGCCAACCCUAUCCUUCAGUACAUCCAAACACUGUAAAGGUACUAUGUACUUAGCAUGCGUUCACUUAUACACACACACAAAGUGGGUCUGUUUGUCUCUUUCUCCUUUGCUCCAUGUCGUUCUGUGUUGGGACAUAUUCUAUGGGCUUUGUUUCGGGUGUGCUGUCUAGGCUAAUAGUGAUAAAUUAAGAGAAACUGAAUCCAGUGGAGUGGACGCGACGUGCAGCGCUACUACGCUAUACACUGUCGUAUGUGUGUAAUGAUAAUGAUAUGCGUAACUUAUACAAGAAAAAGCCCCCAACAAUCUACUAGAGUCGGUACUAUGUGCACCACGCACACAACCGAACCCUUCUCGUUGGGCAAGUGAACAGAGCGCGCGCCACUCGAAAUCGAAGGUGGGGAGGUUGCAGAGCCAAAUAGGAGAAUAAGCCCCCGGAAGGGUACCGGAAAACAAUCUGUCCCAUAUAGUGUGUAAACGUAGUAGGUUCGAUAUAAGCGCUGCAGCAAACACAAUAAUAUACGUACAAAAAGCUGUAAACGCAUACCUUAGGCAAAUGCUUUAGAUUUUAGUUUUCCGAUUUGGUUUGCGAUCGACGUCGGGACGUCGAGCGUGGGAUAGGAAGGUCCUUGCAGCUUCAGCAACAACCAACAAUCUUGUACAAUCGGUUGCUUCCGUCGUAAUUUAUGUUACAUACCGGCGUACUACUCACCCCCCCCCCCCCCCAUUUUAGCCUGAUUAUUGUACAUACAUACAUAUAGAGAGUAUUUGAUAUAUAAGCAGCAACAUUAUUCGGUAACGAUGGCGUUGAUUGGGCGUAUAAAUAAAGCAAGGUGAAGAUAAA
Molecule: messenger RNA, 3666 nt
Organism: Anopheles stephensi (Asian malaria mosquito)
Lineage: Eukaryota; Metazoa; Arthropoda; Insecta; Diptera; Culicidae
Product: transcription factor GAGA-like
Exons: 5
Coding region: 572-2053 (493 amino acids)
Biological process (GO): regulation of transcription by RNA polymerase II
Cellular component (GO): nucleus
Molecular function (GO): protein binding
Source: RefSeq, a predicted model, not a curated record